AUGAGUAAGGAAUACAUUGCUGAGUUCUGCAAUGAGGUUGCAGAGCUUGAUUGGAACAAAGAAGCGUAUAUUGCGCAAUUCACUAGGGGCCUUCAUUGGAAGGUUAAGGAACUCCUGUCCACUAAGGACAACAUCCCAGACAAUCUUGAAGCCAUAUUUGCUGCCUCAAUCAAAACUGACAAUACCCAUUGGGAAAACAAGGAGAACCACCCCAAAAAGGCAGCCAAGGCCCCAGUCACUGCAACCACUUCCACCACUACCACUCAUUGGGUCUGCCUAUCUAAGGACCCCAACUAUGUCACCCCUGAGGAACAACAUUGCUGCCACACAGCAGGACUGUGCAUCAAGUGCAGCCAAAAUGGCCAUGGGAUCAAACAGUGCCCAAAUGGUUGGAAAGCUAUCCUAAAAGAAACAGCUAAGGUAGCUGAGUCUGAGGAGGUCUUUGGAGAAGAAGAAUUUAAGGUCCUCCCUCCACAUAGGGAAUAUGACAUUGCCAUAGACCUCCUCCCAGAUGCUAAACUCUCCCCAGGCUCCAUUUACGGCAUGACAGAUGCAGAGUCUAAAGCCCUGAAACAACAUAUUGAAGUAGAAUUAGCCACAGGCAAGAUUUUCCCCAGUACUUCUUCAGCAGGGGCCCCUGCCAUGAAGCUCAAUGAUGUUACGCUCAAAAAUGUCUACCCCUUACCUAGUCAGGAUGACCUAAUGGCCAAGUUGCAUCAUGCCAAGAUAUUCACAAAACUAGACCUAAGGUGGGGCUAUAACAAUGUACAGAUCAAGGCUGGAGAUGAAUGGAAAACAGUGUUUAGAACAAAAUAUGGGCUAUUUGAAUAUCUGGUGAUGCCUUUUGGCUGA
Rhizoctonia solani is the source of this 852-nucleotide messenger RNA. Its product is annotated as Retrotransposable element Tf2 protein. Gene Ontology annotation, molecular function: zinc ion binding; nucleic acid binding. The record is from RefSeq and is a predicted model, not a curated record. The transcript has 3 exons. Lineage: Eukaryota; Fungi; Basidiomycota; Agaricomycetes; Cantharellales; Ceratobasidiaceae. The coding region runs from base 1 to 852 and encodes 283 amino acids.